AUGUCAAAACAGCCGCAGCCGAUCAGCCCAAUGAAGAACUUCUUCGCUGGAGGUUUCGGUGGCGUCUGCCUCGUCUUUGCUGGUCAUCCACUCGACACCAUAAAAGUGCGUCUACAGACUCAGCCAAAGCCUAAACCAGGAGAGAGCCUCCAGUAUGCUGGGACCAUUGAUUGUUUCAAGAAGACCUUAGCUAAAGAGGGAGUAAAGGGGCUCUAUAAAGGCAUGGCAGCCCCAAUCAUUGGAGUCACGCCCAUGUUUGCCGUCUGUUUCUUUGGCUUUGGUUUGGGCAAGAAACUGCAGCAGAAAAGCCCCGAUGACAUCCUCACGUAUCCACAGCUCUUUGCUGCAGGCAUGUUAUCCGGUGUCUUCACCACAGCCAUCAUGACUCCAGGCGAGCGCAUCAAAUGUCUACUGCAGAUCCAGGCUUCAUCUGGAAAAGUGAAGUACAACGGGCCGAUGGAUUGUGUCAAGCAGCUCUACAGGGAGUCUGGCAUCAGAGGAAUCUACAAAGGCACCGCGCUGACUCUCAUGAGAGACGUUCCUGCGAGCGGUAUGUACUUCAUGUCAUACGAGUGGUUAAAGAAUCUCCUCACGCCGCCGGGAAAGAGUCAUAACGAACUCAGUAUUCCCAGCGUGCUUUUCGCAGGAGGGAUGGCAGGAAUAUUUAACUGGGCCGUGGCAAUUCCCCCCGAUGUGCUCAAGUCUCGAUUUCAAACAGCUCCUGAAGGAAAGUAUCCCAAUGGCUUCCGGGAUGUUCUACGCGAGCUGAUCCGAGAGGAGGGCAUAGGCUCCUUGUACAAAGGUUUCAACGCUGUCAUGCUUCGAGCUUUUCCCGCAAAUGCUGCUUGCUUCUUGGGAUUCGAACUGGCAAUGAAAUUCCUGAACUGGCUGGCACCAAACCUGUGA
Molecule: messenger RNA, 906 nt
Organism: Nerophis lumbriciformis (worm pipefish)
Lineage: Eukaryota; Metazoa; Chordata; Actinopteri; Syngnathiformes; Syngnathidae
Source: RefSeq, a predicted model, not a curated record